This is a messenger RNA of Pieris rapae (cabbage white), 1708 nucleotides long. RefSeq names its product mediator of RNA polymerase II transcription subunit 29 (gene ix). NCBI's taxonomy places the organism in Eukaryota, Metazoa, Arthropoda, Insecta, Lepidoptera, Pieridae. The transcript has 5 exons. Gene Ontology annotation, biological process: regulation of transcription by RNA polymerase II. Gene Ontology annotation, cellular component: mediator complex. The record is from RefSeq and is a predicted model, not a curated record. Bases 157 to 726 code for a protein of 189 amino acids. Gene Ontology annotation, molecular function: transcription coregulator activity; transcription factor binding.
UGCGACUUUACAAAUUGGCAUAUUUUGUAAACAAUUAGAUUUAAAACAACUGUAUUAGAUAUGUUAGAUAUAUAAUUUAAAAAAAGUUUAAACAUAUCGACUAGUUAAAAAGUGUAAAUUACUUAAACAUUGUUUACUGUUAAUUUAAGAAUAAAAAUGAAUCAAAUGAACAUGCAUAGUGGAAUGAAUCCUGGUCCUCCUAUGGGUGCAGCACCACCCAUGCAAAUGCCAGUAUGUGGUCAGAUAAUGCAGCAGCCUCCACAUCAAAUGGCACCAGCUCCAAUGCCGCAGCAAACCCAACAGGACAAAAUGGAUAAUAUAACCAAGGUUAAAACAUUGAUGAGCUCCUUGCGAGAAUGUCUACCUGUGACAUUAAAAUCAGCAGCCCAAAUAUUGCAUCACAAUCACAAUGUGGACUCAAAUACUCAAAAAAGCAUUGAGCCUCCAGGUGCAAGGUUUGAUAAAAAUUUAGAAGAAUUUUUUUCACUCUGUGAUCAAAUGGAGUUGCAUUUGAGGACAGCAACAUCAUGUAUUCAACAGGCUCAGUCGGCAGCGCACUAUCUUCCUCUCACUGUUAUACCAUCUAGAAUGGAUUCUGGGCCCGUACAAGAAACAACACUAAGCUACCCGCAAUAUUUGAACACUGUAAGACUUCAGAUCGCAUAUGCGAAAGAUAUACACGACACUCUCGUUGCUGCUGCACAAAAUAUAUCACCUACAGAAUAGCAUAUAUACGGUUUUCAAACAGAUGUAAAUCUUAUGUCUUACACAUAAUGACACAAUAUUAAAAUAUCGAAAAGGUAAAAUGUGUUAACACAAUUUCAUCGAAUACGCUGUAUAAGGAAAACGUAAGAUCCGCGUAAAUAAACGGAAGAACCUACGAAUUAUAACAGAAACACUAUCGUAUUGACAGAUAUAUAAUCAAGAGUGGAUUUAUGUCAAAGUUUAGAUCUUUAUGAAAUACUCAUUUGUUUGUUUAUAAUAUCCUUCCAAUCAUUCAUUCAUUCACUGACUCAUUUGCACCCUCACACUUACUCAUUCACUAAACAGUGUGUUGAAAUAGUUGAAAAAACAAAAAUAAAUAAAAUGAAAGAUGUAAUUAAAAUAUAUUAAUAUUAAAACGAAUAGUUGUCAAUAGGGUAGUAAAGUUUGUACUGUACGCAUCUAUCAAAUAAAAAACAAUGUGUUUUAUCAAUUAUUUAUUUAGGACAAAAUAAUAAAAUGUCUUACAUUAUUACAUCUUUAUUUCUCGGCCACUUAUACAUCAAUGGCACGAUUUUAAAUUAAAUCAAAUUCAUAUAAUUUUUUAUGUCAUUUAAUAACUGGAAGAUCGUUCUUUGAGAUCAUAUAUAUUUAUUGAUAUUUAGAUAAAAAUCAUCUGAUCCCAUUUAACAAAAAUAGUAUUUAUUUUACAAUCUUUGUUAAUUAGGUCUUACCUAAACGGACCUGCCAUUACAGAUGUUAGAGCAUGGUUAUAAUUAAAAACUUAUAUUAAAAUCACAAUUGUAAAAUCGUAAAAUACUAUCAGUCUUCAUAUCAUAUUUAGUUGAUUGACUUGGCGCCCGUGAACAUCUGAAAUGAAAAAAAAUACAUCUAAAUAUAAGCAUACAGAGUUUGUUUUUCAAAUGAUAUAGUCUGUAUUUUAGGACAAUAGAUGUUCAAUAUGUAUAUUAAAUAUUCAAUAAUUAUAUUAAUAUUUUUUUAAUAA